UUUGCCAGAUUCUGACUCUCCGCCAAGUUGUGUUACACGUCAGUAGGGAACCUGUACUGGUGAGCGGACGUGUACAGCGCGCGUCAGGCGGUUCCCGGAUGCGCCAAACAGAAACAUGGAACGGGUAGUGGUGGAAGUGCCGAUCAACAACGGAUUUUCCCUCGCCGGCCCUUCCACGACCCCACGAAAGCGUCAGGUGCGUUUUUCAGCACGGCAUGACAUCAUCCUUCUGCGGGAGGUUAUUGCCCAGAACCCCUUUGCCUCCAAAGAGCCAGGACGGCUCUGGGCCCGUGUGGGGGAGAUUAUUACUACAGCACUCCAAGAUGAAAACUUUGAGGUGGAUGCCAGGAGGUGUAGGGAGAGGACUAUGCUGCUGCUAGACUACUACAAGAAACAAGACUUUCCCAGUCUGCGCAGGUUCGGAACAGAGAGGUUGUACGCCCAAAAGGAGGAUCUGCUCCAUGAGGUGUUGGAGCUGGAGGCUGAGAAGGGGCUCCUGGCCAGCGGGGAAAGCACAAAGUACCAGGACGAUGAACUGAGAAAGCGAGCCAUGGAAGAACUAACUCUGCCAGAGCAGGAAAAACCCAACAUCACUAUCACACAAACACCCACUGCAGGUCAAUUCCUUCUCAGUCAUCAGAAGAAAUCAAUGAGCCAAUCAGAGGCUGUAGUCACGUUGGGUUUGCAGCAGUUACCUGUCCUUUCAAGUCUACAAGGGACAGAACCAGAAGAAGACCGCGAGGAAAUGGCAGAGCUUUCAGCAGCGCCCAUGGCCAAGCGGCCCUGCCAGUGCUGCUGCCAGACCUACUCUGAGAUUCUCAGCUUCCUGGAGAAACGCUCAGAGGCGGAGCAACGGCUGCGAGAGGAGGAGCUUGCCCUGCGCCGAGAGGAGCUAGAGAUUCAAAGGAGUAAGAUUGCUCUGGAGAGGGAACGUCUGGGAGCUGAGAGAAAAGAGACGGAACGGAGAUUUGAGCUGGAGAGCCAAGAGAGGCAGGUUAUCUUGGACCUGCUAAAAGAGAAGGUGCUGAAAGGCUGACAGAGAAAAACUGUAUCACAUCUUUAAAAAAAAAGUCAAAAGCAUGAAACACGGGGGAAAAAAACAUAGUUGAAUCCUCUAAAAUGAGGAAGCAAACCAAGGAAACAGGAAGUGAAAAGAUCAAUGGUUGUUGCUUGCGACAUGCAGGUCAUUGACUUGGUAAAAUAACCGAACAAAACCUGAUUGUUGAGAUGAACAGUGAACUGAGCUUUAAAAUGGAGGGCAGUAAUGCAGGAUUUGCAGUUGCCUUUGUCAAUCUUGUGUGUUUGGUGCACAAAGUACCAGAAAAGACAUAAAAAUGAUGACAAUGUUUAAAAGGUACAAUAUUUGCCUAAACCAGCUGUACAAAGCUGAUCCAUAUAGAUCUCAAUAGACACUCCCUGCAUUUUAGUCUUCAUCGCACAGUCUGCAUGAGGAUUUAAAAGCGCUGCAAUUACUGGAAUGCCACCUAAGAAAUGGAGUGCCAAAAAGGGUGCGGUGCAGUUUCUUAGGUGUGGUGAUCCACUGAAAAAAACUGGCAGACAGGUUCAUCGUGUGCCAGGAUUGUCUGUUGCACAAAAGCAGAUAAAUGCAUUCCUGCAUGUGACACUAACAGCAGUAUGGUUUUAUGAGUCUUGUUCACAGUGUAAGGGUUAUUUCUUUCUGUGUGGUUCCAGGAUGAAAAAAAAAAUCAAGGAACAACUAAGAAGCUGUAUUUUGAGGCAAUUAACAUUCAAGUUAUGGUGCAGCUCAAACUUUUUGAAAAGCCUGUAGCAUUAACAUAAUGACUUUACACAUGCUUUAUUCAGCCACUUCUUUUUCAAUUUGAAGACAUUUUGAUUAAAAUAGAUGUUAAACUAUAUUUUACUGACUGUGAAUCCACUGCAUAUUGACUGGUAAGCACUUUUGUACUGCAAACAAUAGAAGCCAUUAAGUGUGUGUCCCUAUUCUAUAGAUUAUACAGAAACAAGUGACAUAUUUUUGAACUGAAAUUACAUUAAGUGAUAAUGUCACAUCUUGGGUGUGCUACAUUCCUUUUGCUAUAAGAUAGUUAUUAGUCAAAUGUAUGUCAACAUCCUUAGUUUUAAGCUGUCACUCCCAGAUGUAGAUGAACUGUCAUUGGUUAAAGUUGCAAUAUUACUUAACAUGGAAUUCAUGAUACAAGCACUUUUUAUUACAUGUUCCACUGUACAGGGCGUUUUUUUCUGCUCAUGAUUUAUUAAACAAUCUGGCUUUUAUUACAUGACAGUUGCUACUGUGACCUUCUGUAUAUUGUUCAUAAAAAAUGCUAUUUUUCUUUAAAUCCCCACAACAUAGUCUAUGUUGUGUAAAAUGAAAGCGUUGAAGAAAAUGUAUUAACCUAAAACCUAAAAGUUGAUCAUUUUUAUUCUGCAAAUAAAAAACUAUAAAAUUA
Molecule: messenger RNA, 2429 nt
Organism: Siniperca chuatsi (mandarin fish)
Lineage: Eukaryota; Metazoa; Chordata; Actinopteri; Centrarchiformes; Sinipercidae
Product: scaffold attachment factor B1
Exons: 9
Coding region: 116-1036 (306 amino acids)
Source: RefSeq, a predicted model, not a curated record